AUGAGUUUGAACGGUGGUAUUGCGUCUAAAGCGUGGAUCAGACUAUUUUCACAAAGCGCAGUAACUAAUGGUGCCAAAUUGGUAGCACCAUCUGUGGUGAGUAGCACCAAUCUAGAGCCUGUACAACUCAACCAUUCGCCUGAAAGUGCGUUGAAAAGAAGAAGAUUACCAUUACGUUGUGGUGCACUAAGCAAAAAAGUAGGGAUGAUGCCAUAUUUCGAUAAAGAAAGUGGUAAGAGGAUAGCAGCUACCGUGCUUCAAUUGGAUAAUAAUGAGGUUAUCUUGCACAGGACUGCACAAGAAAACAAUUACUGGGCAUGCCAAGUUGGUUUUGGUAACAAGUUGCCCCAUAAGGUGUCUAGACAAUUGUUGGGACACUUUGCGGCGCAUGUUGUGAAUCCAAAGGAAAAAGUUGUUGAGUUUAGAGUUAAGGAUGAGUCUGGCCUGCUCCCAGUGGGUACUUUGAUUAAGCCAUCAUGGUUUAAGCCAGGCCAAUAUGUGGAUUUGAAGUCGACUAGUAAAGGUAAAGGUUUCCAAGGUGUGAUGAAACGUUAUGGUUUCAAAGGUUUGAAAGCAUCCCAUGGUGUUUCUGUAUCGCAUAGAUCUGGUGGUUCUUACGGUCAGAACCAAACACCAGGGCGUGUCUUACCGGGCAAGAAGAUGCCUGGUCAUAUGGGUGUCGACACAGUUACAAUCCAAAACGCCCAAGUCUUGGAAGUUAACGAUGAAACCGGUACUGUUCUAGUGAAAGGUUCUGUUGCCGGACCUAAAGGCGCUUUUGUUAGAAUUCAAGAUGCUAUCAAGAAGCCUGCUCCAGUAUGA
Molecule: messenger RNA, 822 nt
Organism: Kluyveromyces marxianus DMKU3-1042
Lineage: Eukaryota; Fungi; Ascomycota; Saccharomycetes; Saccharomycetales; Saccharomycetaceae
Gene: MRPL9
Product: mitochondrial 54S ribosomal protein uL3m
Exons: 1
Coding region: 1-822 (273 amino acids)
Biological process (GO): translation
Cellular component (GO): mitochondrial large ribosomal subunit; ribosome
Molecular function (GO): structural constituent of ribosome
Source: RefSeq, a predicted model, not a curated record